AACGCCAGAUUAGAUACUAGACGCCAAACUUAAGUCGAGCAUAUAAAAAAUAUCAAAUUAUGGCCAAGCAGUGCCUUUUAACCGCAUUCGAAGCGCAUUUGCAGCGCUGUUAAAUCGUGCAUUGAACUGCAACCGAAAGCCAAUUGGAUUAGCAUGCAGUGCGCGGACAUUCUGAUUAGCGGCAAUCAGCAACUGAUUGUGCUCAUCGAGUCCAAUUGGAGCCCCAAUUGCGCGGGCAGCUAAUCAAUUGGAUUUCAAUGCUUGUUACGCACAGAUGGCGCUUUUGUCGUUGCUGCUCGGCCUGGGACUGUGCCUGUUGCUGUGGCGCAUGAGACAGCUGCUGCAGCUGGGCAGCAGCCUGCCCGGACCGUGGGCCCUGCCCGGCUUGGGCAAUGCCCAAAUGAUUGGCAAGCUGAAGCCAGAGUACAUCUUUCUGGUGUUUACAGAGCUGCGCGAACGCUUUGGCGCCACCUACCGACUCUGGGUGGGCCCCCAGCUGUGGGUCUUUCUGCAUAGUCCCGAGGAGACGCGCCAGGCACUGCACGAUCCCACACUGCGCAAGGCGGCCACAUUCCAACAGCUCUCGCCGCUCAUUGGCAACGGCCUGCUGAUCAGCCAUGGUGCCGCAUGGGCUGCACAGCGGCGACUCCUCACGCCGGCGUUUCAGCCACAGCUGCUGCGCAGCUUUGCGCCAAAGGUGGCGACGCAUGCGGAUCGCCUGCUCGAGAGACUGCAGCGGACAGGCGGCGAUGCCAUCGAGGUGACGGAUCAUCUGUUUGCCUGCCUGCUGGAUGCCAUUGUCGACACCUCAAUGGGACAUCGGCUGGAAACGCAGCUGGUGGAGCACUCGCCCAUUGUGGCAGCCUUUCAUCGCAGUGGCGAGCUGCUGUUCAAGCGAAUGAUCAAUCCUCUGCUCUCCUCCGACUUUGUGUUUAGGCGCACGCGUCUGUGGCGCGAGCUGUGCGUCCAGCUGCAGCUGAUACACGAGCUCAUGGAGCGGGUCAUAGAGCAGCGCGAGAGGCAGCUGUUGGAGCCGCAGGCCGGGCCACGCAUCCUGCUGGAUGCCAUGUUGCUGGCGGGGCUGAGUCGUCGGCAGAUACGGGACGAGGUCAACACGUUUGUCUUUGCGGGCGUGGAUACCACCACAGCAGCCAUGGGCUUUGUGCUGUACGCGCUGGCCAAGCAACCGUCGACACAGGAGCGUCUGCACGCGGAACUGUCACAGCUGCCGCCGGGCGGCGCUGCGGAUCUGGAUGCGCUCCACAAGCUCUGCUAUCUGGAUGCUGUGCUCAAGGAGGUGCUGCGCAUGUACACCAUAGUGCCCAGCACGGGCCGCCAGACCACCAAGGCGACAACAAUUGGAGGGCGUCGCUACUGCGCCGGCGUCACGCUCUGGAUCAAUAUGUACGGUCUGGCCCAUGAUGCACGCUACUUUCCGGAGCCCUACGAGUUCCGGCCAGAGCGCUGGCUGCAGGCGCAAACGGAGUCAGAAGCGAAGGCGUCUACCUACAGCUAUAUACCGUAUUCGGGUGGACCGCAUGUCUGCAUUGGACGCAGGUACUCGCUGCUGCUGAUGAAGCUGCUCACCGUUCGCAUUGUCCAGCGUUUCCACUUGGAGUUAGCCGAGCCGCUGGCGCCACUGGUCCUGCAGGCCCAAAUGGUGCUGCGCUCCCGCGAUGGCAUACACAUUAGGUUUUUGCCACGCAUCGAGUCCGAGUGAUUCAGCGAAGAGUGCCCGACUA
Messenger RNA from Drosophila novamexicana, 1742 nucleotides. It is a transcript of the gene Cyp311a1, whose product is annotated as probable cytochrome P450 311a1. Gene Ontology annotation, molecular function: monooxygenase activity; iron ion binding; heme binding. The record is from RefSeq and is a predicted model, not a curated record. Bases 275 to 1720 code for a protein of 481 amino acids. The transcript has 4 exons. Lineage: Eukaryota; Metazoa; Arthropoda; Insecta; Diptera; Drosophilidae.